Messenger RNA from Aspergillus ruber CBS 135680, 2217 nucleotides. RefSeq names its product putative transcription factor. Bases 1 to 2217 code for a protein of 738 amino acids. The transcript is spliced from 2 exons. Gene Ontology annotation, biological process: regulation of DNA-templated transcription; DNA-templated transcription. Gene Ontology annotation, molecular function: DNA binding; zinc ion binding; DNA-binding transcription factor activity, RNA polymerase II-specific. Lineage: Eukaryota; Fungi; Ascomycota; Eurotiomycetes; Eurotiales; Aspergillaceae. The record is from RefSeq and is a predicted model, not a curated record.
AUGAUACCUACAGCGCACAACGGUCACUCGCCCACCGGUGACGGCGUGACCAAGCGCAAGUCGACCUCCGCAGCUUGCGUCCACUGCCAUCGUCGCAAAGUCCGAUGCGACGCCCGCGUAGUCGGGCUACCUUGCACCAACUGCCGUUCCGCUGGAAAGACCGAUUGCCGCAUCCAUGAAAAAAAGAAACGUUUAGCCGUUCGUUCAAUUCUCGAUCCCGUUCCGAUUCGCUGUCGUCCGCCGUCUGUGUCUGAACCGGAACCUGUCGCUGCGAAAUCUCUCUCUCCGAACUCCGCCGGUCAACAGCAGACCACCCUUAUAACAACACCCACGUCAGGUAACAUGUUGAAUAACAAUCAUGGAAGUCCCCCGAUAUCUGCGCCCCAGGCGUAUCAGCAGCAACCGACACCGGGUUCCGCGGGUGAUCCAGAUGCACAUACAGACUUGGAGAAACGGCUGGUGAAUCUCAUUGAUGAUGGUGAUAGUGGGAGGAGGGAAAUUCAGAGAGGUGUGCGGGCAAUCUAUGUUGGCCAUGAAUUGUCGAACAUGUCCUUCUUGAUUCGUCAGCAACGCGAUAAAGAUGACGAUGUGUAUCAUUUUGCUGGAAAUGAGAUCCCGCGACGGCAGCUGAAGAUCGGCCAUGACCAGCUUAUCAUGGACGCUUUGACUUUACCGGAGCAGGCUCUAGCGGAUGAGUUAGUUCAGGCAUAUUUUACAUAUGUCAACCCGGGGUAUCCCAUCAUCGAUGAAGACCUGUUUAUGGCCCAGUAUCGCAAUCGAGAUCCGGCAGAUCCUCCUCCAGUUUUGCUCUUGCAAGCAAUUUUACUCGUGGGCUCCCAUGUCAGUCGACCUAAAGCUGAGCGAGAUGCUCUUAAAGAAAUCUUCUUCCGCCGCACAAAAUGGCUGUUCGAUAGUCGAAUUGAGCGUAACCGUGAUAUUAUGGUUCAAGCUGCACUCCUGAUGACAUGGCAUACGGAGAGUGCUGACGACGAUGUGGCUUCGAAUGCGCAUUACUGGGUUGGCGUCGCUGCCAGGAUUGCAACCGGCCUUGGUAUGCAUCGCAAUCCUGUCUCGAGUAGGUUCGUUCCUCGAGACAGGCACAUGUGGAGAAGACUAUGGUACAUAUUGGUGCAGUUUGAUGUUAUGGUCUCGUUGUCAUAUGGUCGACCGCAAGCCAUAAAUUUGGAGGAUUCUGAUGUGUCACCAUUGGCUCCUGCUGAUUUUGAAGGAUGUGGAUCUCACGUGCAAAUCGAAUAUGUGAUCCAUUUCUCGGAAUUGUGUAUCAUGAUAUCGCAUAUCGUACGCGAGCGAUUCGGAUUGCGCGUCAGCCCUGAGCGACGCAAAGCGGCUCUACAGGAAGCCGACGAAGCUUUAGCGAACUGGUCACUGAAACUGCCGGAUAACCUACGUCUUCGUGCAUCGGAUAUGGAUCCAUGGUCUGCCAUGCUCCACCUAACAUACAACAACUUCUUGAUUCUUCUCCAUCGACCUCAUCCAAGAGCAUCUGCAUAUUCAGACGACUAUGGGCCUCAUGACGCAGAGAUUUGCAGUGCAGCUGCAGGAGUCAUUGCUUCUAUUUUCGAAGAGCUGCGUCUUAAUAGUCGCUUGAAGCUACUAUGGUACUCAGGAGUCCACACCCUCUUCACAGCCAUGAUUCAAGUACGCGUCGAGCUCCGAUUCUCCAACCCCGUUCUCGCAAUUAAUGCACUACGUCGUUUUGACUCUGCAUCGCAUUCUCUACGUGAGCUCUCCCAGUAUUGGGCUCAUGCAGCUACUAUCCUCCGAUUAUUCGAAGACUCCAGGCGCCUCCAGGAGGACUUGCGAGCAGCCACCACCGAAAGGCCUCGCCAAUUCAGUGGAUCUCAGGAACGAAAUCGGAACACCAACCCCAACCCUCUUUCCACUCCCGCUCCUGAACAAUCUCCGUCUAACAUCCCUCCUACACCCGAUAUAUCCCAACUACGCAGUACAUUAAACCAACCACAGCAAUUCAACAACUGGAUCUCACCAUCAACGACCUUACCGCCUGUUGAUUCAAUCGAUCAUCCACGAGAAUUACUGGACUGGCGGCAGUUGUUCUCAUUCACUGAUCUUGAUCAACCUGUCCCUAUGGCUUUUGAGGGUCUUCCGGAGUUGGAGGAUGAAUGGAGGCAGAUUUAUUGGCAGGAGAUGCCUAUGGCCGAUCUACUUCAGGAUGGGGGAUGGAUGCAUGGUUGA